This is a messenger RNA of Trichoderma gamsii, 1419 nucleotides long. RefSeq lists its product as hypothetical. Gene Ontology annotation, molecular function: calcium channel activity; uniporter activity. NCBI's taxonomy places the organism in Eukaryota, Fungi, Ascomycota, Sordariomycetes, Hypocreales, Hypocreaceae. The coding region runs from base 1 to 1419 and encodes 472 amino acids. Gene Ontology annotation, cellular component: mitochondrial inner membrane; uniplex complex. The transcript is spliced from 2 exons. The record is from RefSeq and is a predicted model, not a curated record. Gene Ontology annotation, biological process: mitochondrial calcium ion homeostasis; calcium import into the mitochondrion.
AUGUUUGCGGCUAGUGCGCGAUCGAGCCUCGGCGUCUUGCCGCUGAUUUCCAGGCCGCGGGCACUGCUGCGAGGCGCAAACUGCACGAGACCGCAUCAAUGGCUCCAACCAAGCAUCCAGCAGCAUUUUCGCGUGCCUACAAGAGCUUUUUCGACUUCGAGAGCGGUAUAUGAGGAUGGAUCGAAGAACAAGUCCAAGGAACUGCCCGAAAAGGGCGAGGAGGCGGAUGAGAAAGACGCCAGACGCCAUGGGCAGCAGAAAAAGGCUGAUGAUAGGCCGUGGCACCGGUUGAGUGGGAGCAAGCAGUACAAAGAGACGUCGCCGGAUCCCUCAGGCGGAGACGAGUCAAAAGGACGAGUCCUCACGACGCCUACCCGCUUGCUAAAGAUUAUACUCCCCAUCCCUUUCCACGCCGGACAAGACACGAUCAAUGAAUCAAAAGACGAAAACUACAAGGAGAACGGAAAAAGAGUAGAGCCGCUGGCACUGCUGGUACAUCCUCAGCAGCCACUUUCCUAUCUCGAGCGGCUGAUACAGGCAGAGAUUCCCCCGCUGGUUGUCCGAGGCCGCGAAAAGCUACCCGACAUCAAGUUUCGCGCCGAAGCCGACCAUCAAGAGUUUCCUGGUAAGUCAAGCGAGCGCGGCAAAAGCAAUGUUGCUUCGUACUCUGGACUGGGCCGCGAGGGUCCCACAACGGAUAAGGAGGCGAAUUGGGUCUCAUGGAGUGGUAGCACGGAGGUUGGAGACUUCAUCCGAGAUGCGGCUCGUGGACGCGAGUUUGCGAUGAAGAUUGAAGGGUUUGACAAAGAACUGCGGGUGGCGGUGCCCAGUUUCAAGGAUCGGACGUAUUACAUGCGGCUGCAGCUCCGGCGGAUGUCGAAGGACAUUGAUCAAAUGAGCAAGAUCAAGUCGGAGUGCGAUCUCUUGGCGCACAAGGGAGCGCAUCGUUUGGCCCAAGGAGGAUUUGCAGCGCUUGCCGCCUGGUGGGGAGUGGUUUACUACGUGACGUUUCACACCGAGUUUGGAUGGGAUCUGGUCGAGCCGGUCACGUACCUGGCUGGGCUCGCAACUAUCAUGGGCGGUUACCUGUGGUUCCUCUUCAUCAGCCGAGACCUGAGCUACAAGGCGGCGAUGAAUAUCACGGUGUCGCGGCGGCAGCACGCGUUGUACCAGGAGCGAGGGUUUGAUCCGCAGAAGUGGGAGCACCUGGUGCAUGAAGCGAAUACGCUGCGGCGAGAAAUCAAGGCGGCGGCGGUGGAGUACGGGUAUGACUGGGAUGAGAUGAAGGAUCUUGGAGGAGAGGAAGUCAAGGAGAUUCUGGAGAAGGAGAAGAAUGGGAGGAAGAAGGAUAAGGAUGAGGAUGAUAUUGUGGGUGAUGAUGACACGAUGGAGCAGCCGAAGAAGAGAGAGGACAAGUAG